GUUUCGCGACCGCCGAUCCAUUAAGAACAUCGCAUCUCCCUGACCGAGACCUACUGGUACGCGCUCGGAAACCGUGAUGACCGCAGUCUUUGGCGUGGGAAGUGUUUGGGAGACACACAGUGAAUAGAGGCGAUGACUUGUUAAGUAGAUAGAAUAUGACGUUGAUCUCUAAUCAUCGAGGUCUGUUGUUGGGAGUGACCCUUGUCGUUGUAAUAGCUCUCUUGGUGUCAGUUACCCAUGCGUUGCAAGGAUCUGCACUGGAGGAAGCACGACUGCAUCGGGAAAAUCUUGUGAAGAAGUAUUUAAAAAAGCUCAAGAAGGAGGAUGGCGCGAUCAAGCUCGUUGGCGGACGAGGUGAUUUUGAAGGCAAUGUGGAAAUUUUCCACGAUGGAAAAUGGGGUUCGGUUUGCGACGACGAGUGGGACUCGACCGAAGCGGAGGUAGUCUGCCGGCAGCUCGGUUUCCCGGGUCAUAUCAAGGUCACCCACAGUGGCUACUUUGGCAAAGCCAAGCGAAAGUUUUGGAUGGACAAUUUGUUCUGCGGCGGCAAAGAGACGGAGCUAGCGCACUGCCACUUUGAUGGAUGGGGUCACAGUGAUUGUGAGGCGAGCGAAUCAGCUGGGGUUAUUUGCAAAAAUGAUGAUGAAGAUGGAGUGAGCACGACACCUAAGCCGAUUCCGGAAAAGUUUAAUCCGAAAAAGAUGCCGUUGAUGAAGGACCUGGAGGUGCGACUGGCCGGUGGAAGGAUUCCUAAUGAGGGUCGAGUUGAGGUUCGCUUCGCUGGCAGUGGCACCGCUUGGGGAACGAUUUGCGCCGACGGUUGGUCACUUCUGGAGGGCAACGUGGUGUGCCGGCAGCUCGGACUGGGCUAUGCAAAUGAUGCCAUCCAGACGGAUUAUUUCGGUGGUUCCAACCGGAGCGAAAUCCUUCUCAGCGGCACGGAAUGCUACGGCAACGAAACCAGCUUGGGCGAUUGUUUGCACCACGAGGUGGGUUGGCACAGCAGCUGCAGCGAGCGGGGGACACAUGUGGCAGCCGUCACAUGUGUGGAUGUGAUGGCCGACCUGGCGUUUGACCACGUGGAAAUGGAACAGUCGCUGCACCUGGAGGACCGGCUGAUGUAUCUGCUGCAGUGUGCUAUGGAAGAGAACUGUGUGGCGUCGCAGGCGUACGAAAUCCAAAGGGACAACCCGAAUUGGCACAUGGAGACGAGGCGGUUGAUGAAAUUUACUGCCCGGGUGCUGAACACGGGGACGGCCGAUUUCCGUCCGCACAUUCCGAAGCACCUGUGGGAGUGGCAUCUGUGCCAUAUGCACUACCACAGCAUGGAGGUGUUUGCCACGUUCGACAUCUACAACGGGCAAGGAGUGAAGGUGGCCGAGGGCCAUAAGGCUUCGUUUUGUUUGGAGGACAACCAGUGCCUUCCGGGAACGGAACCCAAAUAUGCUUGUGCCAACUAUGGAGAUCAAGGAAUCUCGGUCAACUGCGCCGACAUCUACCGCCACAACAUCGACUGCCAGUGGGUGGACAUCAGCGAGCUCGAUUUCGGCCUGUACACCCUCCGGGUGGCCAUCAAUCCCGAGUUCAAGGUACCGGAGAUGAGCUACGACAAUAAUGCAGCCAUCUGCAGCCUACUGUACACGGAGACCUAUGCCCGGGCGUACGAUUGCAAAAUUACGCGACCAUAAAGCGGUCCCGGCGGAAUCGAAAAGCAUCUUGGUUGGUAGGUUGGUUUGUUGGAAAAUAAACAUUACAUUAACAGCGCACAGUGCAGCCUAGUGCAGUGCGGGCGGGUGUCUGCCUCUUCAUUAGGUUUAA
Molecule: messenger RNA, 1818 nt
Organism: Aedes albopictus (Asian tiger mosquito)
Lineage: Eukaryota; Metazoa; Arthropoda; Insecta; Diptera; Culicidae
Gene: Loxl2
Product: lysyl oxidase homolog 2B
Exons: 7
Coding region: 156-1688 (510 amino acids)
Biological process (GO): peptidyl-lysine oxidation
Cellular component (GO): membrane
Molecular function (GO): copper ion binding; protein-lysine 6-oxidase activity
Source: RefSeq, a predicted model, not a curated record